This is a messenger RNA of Metarhizium brunneum ARSEF 3297, 180 nucleotides long. The record is from RefSeq and is a predicted model, not a curated record. Lineage: Eukaryota; Fungi; Ascomycota; Sordariomycetes; Hypocreales; Clavicipitaceae.
AUGGCCGCGAUGGUCCGCUUUGACUUUUGUCUUGAUGCCUGGGUUAUGCUGCUCAUCCGGAACGUCUGUGCCGUUGACAUGGAUAGUUCGACAAAGUGGCGCUUCCCUGCAGCAGUCCACGAGGCCGAGCUCCGUGAUGCCGUGCCGGACAAGGCCAUCAGUAGGCGAUCUGCAGCUUGA